AUUUCAUAUGUAGUACAAAUUUUGCGGGCAUUCAAGCUCGAGUUUCUUUCACUAAUAAUAACGAGGUCGUGUUUUCACCAAUACGGAGGAAUAGCACGUGUUACGUGAUGAGGGCGGUUGCGGUAUUUCUUCUGUCCGUGUUUCUGAACAAUGCUGUCCUAGCUUAUCCAUCCGGUUAUAUGGGUUGUUGGACUGACAGAUCUACAAGAAUUAUGUCCGGUCGUGUUAGUGAUUCCAACUCAAACUCAGGUGACGAAUGUAAGCGGAGAUGUAAGGCUAAAGGUUACAGAUACGCCGGUACUGAAUGGUCAAAAGAAUGCUUUUGUGGUAAUUCUAUGAGGAAUUACCCAAAAGGCAAUGGAUGUAACAUGAGAUGCACAGGAAAUAGAAAUGAAUACUGUGGCGGUGACUGGCAUAUAUCAAUGUAUGAUACCUGGUGGUGUAUAACUAGACCGUGCAAGAACGGAGCUUCGUGUAGAGAUAUCAAUGCAAAUAGCUAUGUUUGCUCGUGUCCGGCUGGGUGGACGGGAACAAAUUGUGAUCAAGAUGUAAAUGAGUGUGCAUCAAACCCGUGCAAAAACGGAGCAAGAUGCCACAAUGGAAGAAACAGUUACUCGUGCACUUGUGCCGCUGGUUGGACUGGAUCCACCUGCACAACUGAUGUCAAUGAGUGUGCCAGUAACCCAUGUAAAAAUGGAGGCACUUGUUCUAACAGACAGAAUGCAUUUGCUUGCACGUGCGCUGCUGGAUGGACUGGGACAACGUGCACAACGGACGUUAACGAAUGUGCGAGCAACCCAUGCAAGAAUGGAGCCACUUGUAAUAAUGGACGGAACAGCUACAGUUGCACGUGCGCUGGGGGCUGGACUGGGACCAAUUGUGAUCAGGAUAUCAAUGAAUGUGCUAGCAACCCCUGUCAAAAUGGCGGACGGUGUACCAACGGUCAGAACAGAUUCACGUGCUCAUGCACCGGUGGUUGGACAGGCGCCACAUGUUCAGCGGAUCUUAACGAAUGCGCAAGUAACCCGUGCAAGAAUGGCGGUGUAUGCACGAAUGGACGAAACCAAUAUUCAUGUACAUGUGCCGGUGGCUGGACGGGACUUACGUGCUCACAAGACAUCAAUGAAUGCGCGAGUAACCCUUGCAAAAAUGGUGCCACAUGUAAUAACCUAGUAAACAGGUACACAUGUACAUGUACAGGAGGGUGGCAAGGCACAAACUGUGACCAAGAUGUGAAUGAAUGUGCCAGUAACCCGUGCAAGAAUUCAGCCACGUGUACAAAUGGACGGAAUCAAUACACGUGCACAUGUGCAGCAGGCUGGAUGUCAACAAACUGUGACGUAGAUAUCGACGAAUGUGCUAGCAACCCGUGUCAGAAUGGAGCCACGUGUCAUAACGGACAGAACGGCUACACGUGCGAGUGUGCAGGUGGUUGGACUGGUACCCAUUGCAGCCAGGAUAUCGAUGAAUGUGCUAGCAAUCCGUGCAAAAAUGGCGCCGCAUGUGCAAACGAACAGAACCGUUUUGUGUGCACGUGCACUGGUGGAUGGACUGGUGCUGAUUGUAAUACUGAUGUUAAUGAAUGUGCUAGCAACCCGUGUCAGAAUGGAGCCACGUGUAACAACUUGCAGAAUCAUUAUACAUGUACGUGCGCUGCUGGUUGGCAAGGAACUAACUGUGAUCAGGACAUUGACGAAUGCGCGAGCAAUCCGUGCAAGAAUGGUGCCACUUGCAACAACUUGUUAGAUCGGUACACAUGUGACUGUGCUGGUGGUUGGCAGGGUUAUGAUUGUGACGUUGAUAUUGAUGAAUGUGCUAGCAACCCGUGUCAGAAUGGCGCCACGUGCACUAAUCUUCUGAACCACUACACAUGCACGUGUGCCGGGGGUUGGCAAGGCUAUGAUUGUGAUACUGAUAUCGAUGAAUGCGCGAGUAACCCGUGCUUUAACGGUGCAGCGUGUAAUAAUUUAUUAGACAGAUACACGUGUGAUUGUACGGGUGGUUGGCAAGGAUAUGACUGUGAUGUUGAUAUCGAUGAAUGUGCUAGUAAUCCGUGCAAAAAUGGCGCCGCAUGUGCGAACGAACAGAACCGUUUUGUGUGCACGUGCACUGGUGGCUGGACUGGUACUGACUGUAAUACUGAUGUCAAUGAAUGUGCUAGCAACCCGUGUCAGAAUGGAGCCACGUGUAACAACUUGCAGAAUCAUUACACAUGUACGUGCGCUGCUGGUUGGCAAGGAACUAACUGUGAUCAGGACAUUGACGAAUGCGCGAGCAAUCCGUGCAAGAAUGGAGCCACUUGUAAUAACUUGUUAGAUCUGUACACAUGUGACUGUGCUGGUGGUUGGCAGGGUUAUGAUUGUGACGUUGAUAUUGAUGAAUGUGCUAGCAACCCUUGUCAGAAUGGAGCCACGUGCAACAAUCUUCUGAACCACUACACAUGCACUUGUGCCGGGGGUUGGCAAGGCUAUGAUUGUGAUACUGAUAUCGAUGAAUGCGCAAGUAACCCGUGCUUUAACGGUGCAACAUGUAAUAAUUUAUUAGACAGAUACACGUGUGAUUGUACUGGUGGUUGGCAAGGAUAUGACUGUGAUGUUGAUAUUGAUGAAUGUCUUAGUAGCCCGUGUAUUAAUGGUACCUGCUCGAAUCUUCAGAAUGCGUACUCGUGUACAUGUUUCCCAAAAUACACAGCCAGAAAUUGUGAUUACUUGAUCGGAAGUCCAAUGGAUGGUCAGUGGGGUCAAUGGGCGUCAUGGCAGGGGUGCUCAGCUACCUGUGGAACCGGAAGGAAACGCCGAUACCGAGCAUGUGACGACCCUCCACCCGAUUACGGUGGACAACCAUGUGUGGGUGACGGGUUCGACGAAACAUCGUGCUCCGGUGGAAGUGCAUGCCCUGUUGUUAUUGACGGAAACUGGGGAGCCUGGACUACUGUUUCUUCGUGCAGCGCCACCUGUGGUGCAGGAAAAUCACUGAAGACUCGACAGUGCGAUAAUCCAGCACCUAGCAAUGGCGGUAAUGUGUGCAGCGGUGAUGCUGCUGUUCUGUCAACUUGUGUUCUAGCAAACUGCACCGCGGCAAGUGGCUCGAACUCAAACGGAGGUGCUUAUGUCAAUAAAUGUCCAAAUGGCUAUUUCUCGUGCUUCUCCGGGAGGAUCACGUGCAUUCAAGACGUUUUCAAAUGUGACUGUUUUAAUGACUGUGAUGACGGAAGUGAUGAGAACAUGCAGUGGGCCGGAUGUGCUCAAUUAUGUCCAGAUAGCGGCUCAGGUAUACAAAGUUCAAACCUGAUGAUGAUGAUGAUGUUGAUGAGCCUGGUAUUAGCUGUUGUCAGGAAUAUAUUUUAGAACAAAGAAAUCGUAAAAUAAUCAACGAUUUAUGUGGGAAAAAAUUUUCUAAUCAUUUUGGAACCAGCCUCUUGCCAAUUAAAUUUGAAAGUUUAUUGAACAAUCAUGUAUACAAUUUAAGUAUAUGUAUAACCUUAAAUAUUUUGAUUUCUAAUUCAAAAAUAUACAAAGAUUAUAGUGGUUUUGUUUGCUUGCGUCAGUCUCUGUGUUUUGUUUUUCUUAUUUCGUUAGAACUAACAGUGCUUUCAUGUAUACACGUUGUGUCAAAUAAUGUUGCCACUUUAUACUCUCUUUGUAUGUGCUAUCCUUUAAGUCUUCAGAAUAAAU
Messenger RNA from Ruditapes philippinarum (Manila clam), 3674 nucleotides. Its product is annotated as fibropellin-1-like. The coding region runs from base 108 to 3347 and encodes 1079 amino acids. Gene Ontology annotation, cellular component: protein-containing complex; plasma membrane. Lineage: Eukaryota; Metazoa; Mollusca; Bivalvia; Venerida; Veneridae. Gene Ontology annotation, biological process: heterophilic cell-cell adhesion; establishment or maintenance of epithelial cell apical/basal polarity. The transcript is spliced from 28 exons. The record is from RefSeq and is a predicted model, not a curated record. Gene Ontology annotation, molecular function: calcium ion binding; protein binding.